AUGAAAAUAUACAGUAGGAGCAUUCAGGUUUUAUUCCCCAUUUUUACUGCUCUUCUGCUUAUUUUUAAGUAUGAAUUGGUUAGAGGGGUACACGAAACGAAGGGAUAUCCAUUUGUACACCUUGUGGAUAGUAAUAAUGUGCAUAUAGGAACAAAUAAUUAUGUGGCUAAGGGUAAUUUAAUAAAUAUAUUGUACCUCUAUAAAGAAAUAACAUUUGAGGGAGAUAAUUUGACAAUAGAUAAUUUAGUAGAUAUAGAAGAUGAAACAAGAAUAGAGAGAUUAAUAAAAGAAAAGAUUGAAUUUAUCAGUAAAUAUGUGAACACACGGCAGAUAAUUAAAUAUCAUGGGGUUAUCUACUUGUAUGAAAUAGUGCACGCGAAAAAUUUUUAUUUUUUAUUACAUUUUAUUUUAAAAAACAGUAGUAAUUGUGUGGUCAUAAUAGUGCCAGAACAUCUGCAAAUAGACAAGGAGGAAUAUUUUCGAAUUAACAAAAUCACCCAUGCUGGGGAAUUGAAGAAGAAUGAUCACAUUAACGAUGAAGUUCUAGAAAAGAGAAUUUUAUUCAUUCAAGGGUUAUUACUAAAUUUUAAACUAAAGCAACCCAUAUAUUUUAUAAAAAAUAAUAAAGAGAUAGAACAUAUUUAUGAAAAUUACAAGGGCAAUUUUGGCCUCUUUGAUUUAACCAGAAAUAUAAGUAUUGUGCCAGUGUCAAAAAAUCAUCAUAGGAAUAAAAUAGCUUCAAAAAAUAUUUUCUAUUUUUUAAGUAAAGAUAAUAUUAACAUCCAUUCUAUAUUUAAUAAAAAAGAAAAUAAUGAAACUUUUCUUUUUACAAAAAGAAAAACAAUUAUAAUAGCAGUAGAUUACAAUGUCUUUAGUGUUAUAAGUUCUCACCCCUCGCAUAGUACAUCAACAAAUUCACACAUUAUUGUAAUGAUGGAAUUAAUAAAAUUAUUUUCCAAUGUGUAUGAAAAGGAAGAUGUAAAUUAUAACAUGCUAUUUUUAUUUACCAAUUACUAUUUUGGUAUUGAUAAUUUUCUUGAUUCUGUCAAUGUUAUAUUUAAAGAAAAUAUCGAUUUUGUAAUGUGCUUAGACAAUUUAAAUGAUGCAAGUUUUUAUAUUCAUCAAAGUGACAAGGUACAACCGGAUCAUUUGUUACGUUUUUAUGAUUUAUUAAAAGGAGUAAUGAAAAAUAACCAUGGAAAAGAAAUACAAACUACAACUGAAAAAAUAAAAAUUUAUAAUCAGCAUUUACCAAAACUGCAUGAAUAUUUUGAAUUAAAAAAUGUACACACUUUUACGUUAAGUACAAAAGGAAAAACUUCCACUUUUCUUAGCAAAACACCCAUGAUAGAACAAAAGAUAAAAGCAGACAAUGUAUCGAAAAAUACCAAAAGCAUAUUUGAGGUUAUUUACCUUUAUUUAAAAAAUUUCAAGGAAGAAAAUAUAGAUGAAAAAGAGAUAUAUAAUAAUAUUCUCAUAUAUACCAAUCAAAUGAUGAGAAACGACAAUCUUUCCCGUUUAAAUGAAAGUCUCAACAAAUUUAUUAAAUUUUUUGUGUACCAAGAUGAAAUAGAAAAAUUUGUUAAUCACAUAAAAAUAACUAUAAAUUCACAUGUAGUGACUGACUCGAAAUUUCUCAUAACAGAUUAUAAAAUACCUAACCAUAAAAAACAAAAAUAUUUUUAUCAAAAAAAUGUCAUUAUUACCUUUUCCAUGGCCAUAUCAUACAUUUUUCAUUAUUUGCAUUUUCUUAUGGUUGCCUUAUUUUUAGCUCUUUUUUACAUUCUUGUAAAUUUCUACGCCGUCCCAUCUUUUUACAAAACUAAGGCGAAGACUACCUAA
Messenger RNA from Plasmodium gonderi, 1842 nucleotides. RefSeq lists its product as hypothetical. Gene Ontology annotation, cellular component: endoplasmic reticulum membrane. Gene Ontology annotation, biological process: regulation of signal transduction. The transcript has a single exon. The record is from RefSeq and is a predicted model, not a curated record. Bases 1 to 1842 code for a protein of 613 amino acids. NCBI's taxonomy places the organism in Eukaryota, Apicomplexa, Aconoidasida, Haemosporida, Plasmodiidae.